AUGAAACUACUACAGUUGACGUUCGAAUUUCUGGCAGCGGUGGUUUCGGCGCGAUUCGCAGUUUCGAUUGCGCAGUCUGGACUACAUGACGGUACAGAAUUAGUGCGUCAUUUUCUGAUCGAAACAACGUCGAAAGGUGUGAAACUAAAGGGCUGCAGCAACGAACCGGUGUUCGGAAGUCUGGCUGCUCUGGUGUAUCAGCAUUCGAUCACACCACUUGCCCUGCCGUGUAAGCUGAUUCUCCCCGAUUACGACCCAGUGUCCGCAGUCGAGAACAUCACCAGUGGCCAAGCUCUUUUGGAACAGGGCGCAGCUUGCAACGUCAUCUAUUUGUACUCGCUGGACACCGAGUGCCUGACCGGCCGCGAGGCGCUUCGCAGGACAGUCGACGAGGCAUUGCUGCUUGCGUCGCAGAAAAAGCUGGACCCGGUCAGUGUUCACUUUAAAGUGUCUUCAUUGGGCAUCACUGUCACCGACAACACGCGAAAGUUGUUCUUCCGGCGCCAUUACGCGGUCAACUCCGUCACCUACUGCGACAUCGACCCGGAACACAGAUCGUGGUCGGCCACCGGUACCAGAACUGCGGAAAUCUUCGGUUUCAUCGCUCGGAAGUCUGUCAGCACUCCAGGCAACGCCUGCCAUGUUUUCGCCGAGCUUGAACCGAAGCAGCCGGCGACGGCGAUUGUCAACUUCGUUACAAAGGUGAUGAUGGCUCCCAACCGAACUCAGAACUGCUCCCAGUAG
This is a messenger RNA of Soboliphyme baturini, 744 nucleotides long. The record is from the annotation of a GenBank genome assembly. Lineage: Eukaryota; Metazoa; Nematoda; Enoplea; Dioctophymatida; Soboliphymatidae.